GUGGAUUUGUUAUCAUAAAUAUUGUUAAACUAUAUCGUUUGGUUAUACAAUGGAUCGUUCGGUAUGGUCUAUGCAUUAGAUAUGACGUUUCACUUCUCUAGACGAUCACUUAGGAAUUACUUUAUUUAUAAAAACUUGACAGAACAAUACAUAAAUAACCCAACGACCAACGACUUGUUGAUACGUAGUUUCACAAUCGCUAACUUAAGUCAGUAUAAAAUAUAGUUAGCAAUAUAAAAAACGAAUAAUGUGUGCCAUUGUUCCAAAAACAAAGAGGAUGGUCAAGUGCAUGCUGCUCGCAAUAGUUGUUGCAACUUCCUGUCUGGAAUUUUGCUUUGCCGAAGGCAAUUGUUACGGCGCAUGUCCCAUACCUUCAGUAUGUGAAGGAGGAAUAUGCAUUCUACGGAUACCGAGACCACCAAAGAAGAUCACCACACCAAAACUGAUUUGGACCUUUCCGCCAACUGAAACGUCAGAAACAUUCCCUCCGAUAACUUUCCCGCCUAUGGAGCCGAUAACCUUCCCACCGAUCACUUUCCCCACUAUGCAGCCAAUAACCUUCCCAGCUAGAGAGGCAGAGACGAUGGUGACCGAAAAAGUGUACACUUUCCCACCCGACACAGAGGAAGAAUCUACAGAAGAGGAAACAGAUGCUCCAGACUAUAAAGAAUCAAGUAAGAUCUCAAAACGGAACCGUAGCUCGUUUAAAACCACAUACCUACCCGACCUUCGACGAGACGAGGAAGAAAUAUGCGGAUUUAAAAAAGGGGCAAUCUAGAAAUUUGAUCUCAGGAAUUCAGAUAGCUGAUGACUACUAUGCAGUGGAUCUUACCACACUAUCCUGAGCGUAUUACUUGAUGAAGUACUCGAAACCACAAUUUUCAAUAAAAUACAUUCAUAAGUUCCAACAUUUUAGGGAUAAAAAAUAACUUAAUUCCAUAGGGAGGGCCGAAACUUUCUGCGAAAAUAUGAUCAAAAGCAAAGAACUUCAAACACUUUUUCAAAAAAGUUUUUUUUAUGUUUUAUGUAUUCAUAGAAAUUGGAAGCAAGGAUUCUGAAACAAAGGUAUUUGCAGGAAGCUACUAGUGUAUGAACUUAAAGUACUGUGGACUGUAGUGACAGAGUAUGUCCCACGAGCAACUGCAGCGAUCGAUUACUCGAAAAAUAAGCGCCAACCAAUUACAGAAAGUAGAAUAUAGCAAAAUUGAAAUGCAAUGGUGAGGCUCGUGUCGUUUUAUGAAAGCUUUCCAUCAGCUACAUCAUGCUACCCUCUUAUGCGAACUUCCAUCCUACGGCCUCCCACAGAAGCUUUGCACAUCCUCUCUGACCGCAAGAUAUCCAUCGUAAUUGAUGGGUUCUCAUGUUUAUCCCAGCGAUCGGUUUUUGCUCGGAGAUUAUUUCUACAUAUCAGCAACCUCCUUACAUGUACGAUCAAUCCAAUCCACAGCUUUGCUGGGGACAGCACUCUACAUGCAGUAAUUCGGAGUACCAAGCCGAUCUCCAGCCGGGGAACUGGAGAGAAACACACUAGCAGCGACUUCCUCUCUGACGAGAGAUCUGGCGGUUGUCACUGCUUGGAGAUGCAAAUAUUUGGUGCAGGUUAAAGCUACCAAAACACAUACUUGACUAACAAGAAUCCUCCUAGUACUGCUACAAAAACUAAUUUCGGCUAGUCGGAGUCUAGAUCACCGAGGACUUGGUCUGGCACGAACCGAUCUCGUAAAUCGCGGCAGCUGCUGGGAAAAGGCUAGGCUAUUUGUUUAUGGCUAAGAAGUAUUUUUCUACACAUAACCUCCUCACUUUGUGCAAGGUCUAGAUAAAACUUAACCUCGAGUUCUAGUCACAUAUUUGGUGUGCUGCGGUCCCGAAAACAUUAUCCAUGCUCGAUGUUGUUCAACUCAUCGAUGACUCUUUUCUAAUGGACGGAAAUGAAUGAUUAUUGACAAUAUGUCUAUAGAAUCUUGCUUCAAUUAAGAAACCAAGUAAUAUAAUGCUUGUGAUGUAAUUUCAUUAUUACAGAUUGAUAUAAGAAUAUAUUUAUCGAGAAGUCUGAAUAUGAUGCCUAUAAGUCAACAUAACGAAAACUUAAACUAUUUUAUGACUAUAGAGAAUGUUAAAUCUCCCUUGGAUUGUUGAUGUUGAACAUACAAUAUGUAGAAGAUAUGACGCAGAGUAUAUAAGAAGCUUUUAUAAAUAUAAGUGAACACACGGUAGAAAGUGUGAAACAAACACUCUUUCGAAGACAUUUUAUGUCCAGCAUCAACGGUACAUUUUUAAACAUUUUCUCUAAUAUUAAAUAUAGAAGACAUUUACAUAAAUCUCAAAAAUAUAUAUAUAUACAGGGUUAUCCAAAUUAAGUGUCCAC
This is a messenger RNA of Acanthoscelides obtectus, 2365 nucleotides long. The record is from the annotation of a GenBank genome assembly. NCBI's taxonomy places the organism in Eukaryota, Metazoa, Arthropoda, Insecta, Coleoptera, Chrysomelidae.